Molecule: messenger RNA, 4666 nt
Organism: Cricetulus griseus (Chinese hamster)
Lineage: Eukaryota; Metazoa; Chordata; Mammalia; Rodentia; Cricetidae
Source: RefSeq, a predicted model, not a curated record
UCAUGCACUGCCCUCAGAAUUCAGAGAUAGGAAGGUGUGGACCCCCUGGAACUGGAGUUACAAACAGUUUUAGUUUUGUAAGCCACCAUGUAGGUGCUGGGAAUUGAACCCAGGUCCUCCGGAAGUGUAGCCAGUACUCUUACCUACUGAUCCAGAUCUUAAACAAGAACUUUUCCAGUGCUUCAUCCAGGAAGCUACUUCUGAGGAGUUCAGAUCUCACCCAGAGAGUUUCUGUAUCCAAGACGCUGACAGAAGCUAUGUUCUUCCUGUCCUUCCUGGAGUUGAUAGCUGGGCCUAUGGAAUCCCAGGCAGACACACCCAGCAGCGAGUCAGUGGAGAGCUGUACCUUGAACCUACCGACAGCAUGUGACAUCAGAGGUCAUGAAGCAUGCCAGGGAGCCAGCCAGGCGGCCAGCAGCAAGUCUCUGAGUUCUCUGGAAUCCCAUUCUUUCCCUUGUUCUUCGACUGCUGAUACAGAUAGCAGCUCUCUAAACACUGAGCAAAAGGAGGGCUCCUGGGACUCUGAGAACUUCUGGCUUGAUCCUUCUGUGACAGGCCAGCUGGAGACCAGUGAAGAGGAGGAUGGACUUCGGAAAUCGCUGGACAGAUUCUACGAAGCAUUUGCCUAUCCACUGCCAGGCUCCGGAGAUCAGCUCUCUGUCCCUGUGUGUCAGUGCCUGUCUCAGACAAUCUCUGAACUCCAGGGCCAGGAGAGCCAAGAGUACGCUCUCCGAAGUUUCCAGAUGGCACGAGUCAUCUUCAACCGGGAUGGCUGCUCUAUCUUGCAGAGGCAUUCCAGGGAAACCCGAUUCUACCCUCUGGAGCAAGGAAGCAACUCUCUGGAGGAUGUUGAGCUCACCCCAGGGCUGUCAAGAGAGAUCAUUCGUUUCCUCUUGGAGCAGCCUGUAAUGAAAGACUCCUAGCUGGUGCUGAUGUAAUGUGAAAGUCGGCAAGGCUGGAGGGGGAUGUGCUGCAGCUUGGCCCUCAGAGUCCCUGGGGGGGGGGGAGGGUUGUCUCUGGAUAGCUUACUGUGUCCAUCGGGGUUAGCUACAAGCUGUACAGGUAAAGGCUGGCACCAGCAACCUGGUUAUGGAGCCAGUUAGACUAUAGGUGUGCCACCCCACCACUUGCCUUGGCCAAGGCUGCCACUGACUCAACUAGGGUUGAGCCCAGCUUCCUUGCCUGUGUUCCAGAGUGCUCUCCUGGGGUCCAGGCCAGGGCUGGGACUUUGGCAGGAAAUCACUUCCUUGCUUGGUUCACACAUAAAAGGGCUUCUUCAGCCCCAUUAGAUUGCAGUAGGGAAGACAAGGAGACAGCGCUGGACCACCCACCAGGUCUGAGGUGUAAGGGUGGAACUAUGUGACCUUGCCGAUUUGUGCUUAAGGGGAUAAGGAAUGCUUUGCCUAGGCACCUUUCCCCUCUCCUGUUAUUUUUGCCUUCUGUCCACUGCCAGCACUCUCUGUCAUCCUCUGAAGGGUUGCCCCUCAUUCCUGCCCUGAUCUUGCCUCAAGCACCCUGAGCUCCAGUGCAAAUGCUUGCCCAGAGCAGGGCUUUGCUGUCACCUGUGCCUGUCCUCCAGGCAGGUGCACAGCCUGACAGGGAGCUCUUUAAAUAGCUAGUUCAGGCUUGCACUGGCAGAUGCUCCUCUCUGCGGGUUGCGUCCUGAGCCCCGGUUUGAGAAUUACGUCAGCUGGCACCAGGAACUCUGAAACAGUAAUUGGAAGCCUCAUAGAGUUCUUCAAGCAAAUUACAUCAGUAGAGAGGCUUAUUUCCCUCGUUUGGAGUAAUAGCAAAAGCUGGCAACUCUGUGCACUUAGAUUUUGAGAAACUUGAGGUGAAGUUUAAUUGGCAUGAGACUCCAAAGCUUUUCAGAAAGUGGAUUAUGCAAAUGGGGCAGCCAACAAGUGCACACUAAAAGUCAGUACAUUGCAGUCUCUUGGGGACUCUUGAAUGGAAAGAAGCAUAAAAAGAAGUAGUGGUGUAAACAGGCUUCCAGUUCAGGGAGGGUCUUCCACAUGAAAAUGCCGAGGCACACGUGGAGGGGGUUCUACAUGUGUGAGCAGGCUUCCAGUUCAGGGAAGGUCCAAGGUGAGACACUUCCACAUGGAAAUGUGGAGGCACACAUAGAAGGGGUUCCACGUGGUAGGAAUUCAAGUGAAUAGGACCUUGAGAAGUGCUCACAAAUGGGCUCCAGCUUUCCCUCUCACAGACAGUCAUCUACUGCUCCCUCCUGUUCAGCCGUCCAUCCAAUAAUCAUGGAACUGGUGCAGUUUGAAAUCCACACCUGCAGGUUACAUGUGAAGGUUGCUGGCUUUAUUGUUUUAAUUGAAGCCUGCCAGUAGACACCUUGAAGAAUGGUAAAAAUUAUCUGGGCACAGGGAGACUCACACAGUUCGUCUCUGUGGCUAUCAAGGCGGGAGGGGAAUCUGGGUUAUUCUAUGCUUGUUUUUAGUGGACAGCAAAAAAGCAAUUUGAAUCUUCAUGUUGGAAAGUAGUGGCUUCUAUUCUGAAGGGAGAUUUUAAUAUCGAAGAAUGUCUAAGCUUCACUGAGGUCAGUACUGAAGGAGUUCAGCAAGAGGAAACCUCUGAUGGUUCAGAGUGUGGGAGAGUAAAAGCCAGGGUUGCCCCGGGGGUAAUGCAGGGUAUGGUAUGUGUCCACUUAAGUCUGAGUAAGUGUUUGUGACAGGCCAGUACAAGAUAUUUGAUUCCCUGUGGUCCUGCCCCUUAAUCCAAUCUCUGUGAGGAUAGAGUGGUAUUUUCCAUUUAUCUCUGUGAACCUUUAAUAAAGACUAAGAUAAGAAUACUGCAGUCCAGGCCUUUGUCAGUAUUGCCUGUUUCCCCACUGAGGGGUGAGUUCAUGACAUCUUAUCAGUUCAUGGAAAUUGUGAGGGGACUUAGAUGAUAUCUAUGAUGUUUUCCAGACCCACAGAGCUUUUGUGAGGGCCAGUUUGUUCCUGAAACAUCAAAUCCUGAAGAUGAGAAGUGCUGGCUGCAUCUGAGGUGCCUGUCCUGUGCUCAGGUCAUCAGUCUGUUUCUCCUGAUGACUCAAGCUCAGAGCUGAAAGCUGGGACCUCGCACUUGCUCAGUCUGCACUCCUCUUCUGAGUUAUAGACGAGCCUCAAUGAGUUCCUUUAGGGAACAUGCGACAGAUCAUCUUAUCAGUAAUUUCAAAACAGUGCAAAAGCAGCAACUCUUUUUAAACUUCUUAAAUUUCUUCUUUUUUAUUUAUGUGGUAUUGGGUCACAGUGACAUACAAAAGUGCAUAUAGCCUAUGUGCAAAUGUCUCAGUAACUCUCACAGCUGAACCCACCUGUGCAACCAGAAUCUUCCUUGAGCCCAGUGGUGCCUGCUAAGGGAAGAGUUCCAUCUGUGGAGAUGACGAGAGCAGUUGGUACUGACCAGUUUGCUCAGGGUGCUGGUAGCACACAAACUGAACAAACACAUGGGCAGUGCUUCUUUCAUUGCCAAUCUAUUCAGUUCAUUAAGCUAGGGAAAUACAAACACUAUAUCUAAUCCAUGACUGCAUAGGGCCAGCUUAAUACAAGUACUUAAAAUGUAAAAGGCCGAUACAAUAAAAUUUAAUCAUAGAGUAGAUGACACCGAAAUCUGGUGUGCCCCCAAAUCGACGAAGUUCCAGAUACAGUGGUAUAGGCUAUUCUAGGAGAGGGCUGUGGGCAGCUAUGGGGUGGAGCAGAAUAGUGCAACACGGGAAGAAGAAAAGAAAUGUAAGACAAAGGGCUGUCAGCAAUGGUUUUGGAAUGAUGGACUUCCUACUUUGGGAGAGGGAGAGUUAGAAUGAAAAGCUGAGUUCCCCAUCGAAUCACUUAUAUCAAAAUAUAUUCUAGAUGGGUAUCAGGGUAAAAAAAAUACUAAAUUAUGAAAGUGUGAGAAUAUAUAUAUAUAUAUAUAUAUAUAUAUAUAUAUAUCUACACACAUAUGGGGAGAGAGGGAUCUUGGAAUAUGAAAAUCUUUCUAAGAAUUGCUUUAAAAAAAGAAAGUUAAAAAGCUCAAAGAAAUUUUGAUGAAAUUGUCUAAAAACAUACAUCUUCUGGCCUGGCAAGAAUGACUCAACAGGUACAUACUGCCAAGUGUGAUGAUCUACCUGGGUUUAAGCCCUAGGACUCCAUAGCGGGAGGAGAGAACCAACUCGAGUGAAUUUUCCUCUGAUUUCCAAAAUUGGACUGGUGCAUUUGCGUACACGGGCGCACGGCACACACACACACACACACACACACACACACACACACACACACAACUUCAGGUGGAAAAAAUGUUAUAGUCCUAACAAGAUCAAAAUGAAGAAAAAUACUUGGGAUAUGUACAUUUUCAACACACAGAGUUCUUGCAAACCAUUUGAAAAACAACCAAGGAAGAAAACUGGAAAAAUAUGAACAUAUUGCUAGGAAAAUGGUAUAUAUGUACUCAAUGUGUUUAUGUCUGUGCUCCUGUAAACAACCCUAAUGGCACUGGGUUACAAAAAAGAAAAAAUGGACAGGAGUUAGUAGGGAAGAGGACAGGAUCCGUGGGAGAGGAACAGGAACAAGAAGGAGUAAUGGGGAGGGUUGGACAUGACUGAAUUACAUUAUGCACGUGUAUGAAAAUGUCAUAAUGAAACCCUCUGUCAUAUAUAACUAAUGUAUGCUAAUAAAUCACUUUUAAAAAAGCA